AUGGGCGACGAGAAGUUUGACUAUCAGGCCGUCCCCAUCCCCUCUUAUGCAGAAGCCACCGGCCAACCCUCCUCCUCCCGAUCCGACCUGGGCGACGGAACCGAUGUCGAACGACAAGGGCUGCUCAGUCGCGAUCAUGCUGACAGCCGCGGGUACCACCCACCAACCGUGGAGUCGGCGCGCACCAGUCUCGAUGACUUGGAAUCGUCCGCAUCACACUCCGACCGAGAAUCGGUAGAGGAACUGCGACGCGAACUAGAUCAGAUGGACGUGGACGAUUCGGCAACCUUGACCAGCAGACGCACCCCUCUUCGACAUCGGUUUUCCAAGCAAUUAUCAAGCCUCAGCCGGACGCUUUCCGCUAUACAACGGCCCUUCCAGCGAUAUAUGCCCCGCUUCCGCUUUACGAUUAAUCUUAGCGAAACGAGGGCACAAUUCAAAGAUCAGGGGUGCAUCUUGCUUCUGCGAGUGUUUGCUCUCCUACUGGUGGUCACCCUAGUGUAUGUGUUCUUUAUCGCAGAUGUCUUCAACAUCAACAGUCGCAUGGCUAUGGGUCAGUCCUAUAGCUCCGCAUCCGUCGAGAACUUCAUCCAGGGUCAUAUCAACGAGACAAACAUCGCCGAAAACCUGCGACGAGUCACCAAUUAUACCCAUGUUGCUGGUACCGAAGGCAGCUUUGCGCUGUCACAAUGGAUUGAACAGGAAUUCCGGAACGCAGGAUUCGACGAAGUCUCGCGGGAGGAAUUCCAGGUCUAUCUUAACUAUCCACGCAAGGAUGGCAGGAGAGUGGCAAUCAUCGAUCCACCCAGUCUAGCUUGGGAGGCGAAACUCGAAGAAGACAACGCACAAGAUUUGAUCUUUCAUGGACACUCGAAGUCUGGCAAUGUUACUGGCCAUCUGGUAUAUGCUAAUUUCGGUUCUCGGGAAGACUUCAAGCUGCUUGCAGAUAAAGGCAUUUCACUCAAUGGCUCAGUUGCCUUGGUCCGUUACUAUGGGACCGAAACCGAUCGUGCUUUGAAAAUCAAGGCUGCGGAAUUGGCCGGCGCUGCUGGCUGUAUCAUCUAUUCCGACCCCGCGCAGGAUGGGCUUGUUCAGGGCCCAGCCUGGCCCGAAGGGCGGUACAUGCCAAGUGAUGGCGUGCAAAGGGGCGGGGUCAGUAUGAUGUCCCAAGUAGUUGGCGAUGUUCUUAGUCCUGGAUGGGCAUCCACCCCGGGAGAAGCCCGCCGUCUCACUCCCGAGGAGAGUCCAGGUUUACCUAAGAUUCCCAGUCUUCCACUCGCUUGGCGCGAUGCACAACCACUCUUGCAGGCCCUAAACGGCCACGGCUCCAAAGUGCCAAAGGAAUGGGUGGGUGGGGUCCCCGAAGUCAAAGAGUGGUGGACCGGUGACGGUGAUUCCCCGAUCGUUCAUCUGAUGAACCUGCAGGAUGAAGUAGAGAGACAACCUAUCUACAACAUCCACGGCAGAAUCCUCGGAAUGGAAGAGCGUGAUAAAAAGAUCAUCGUUGGCAACCACCGAGAUUCGUGGUGCAUGGGAAGCGUCGACCCUGGAAGUGGCACGGCUGCUUUCCUCGAGAUUGUACGAGCCUUUGGCGAGUUACUGACCUACGGGUGGCGGCCACUUCGCACCAUCGAAUUUGUGAGCUGGGAUGGAGAAGAAUAUAAUCUGAUCGGUUCAACAGAACACGUCGAGAAGGAGAUAGAUGAUCUCCGCGCGCAUGCGUUCGCCUAUCUGAAUGUCGACGUCGGUGUAGCCGGGCCCGAUUUCCGUGUUUCGGCAUCGCCCGUUUUUGAGCGUACCGUGCUCCAGGUUUUGAGUCGUAUCUCAGACCCCUAUGCGAAUGCCACAUUGAAAGAUCUUUGGGAUAAAAAGGGCUCGAAAAUUGCUCCACUCGGUGCUGGAAGCGAUUAUGUUGCAUUCCAGGACAUUGCUGGCACCUCGAGCAUCGACUUUGGAUUUGAGGGUGAGCCCUAUCCAUACCACAGUUGUUAUGAAACAUACGAAUGGAUGGUCGAUUUUGUCGACCCUCAUUUCCAAUAUCACAAAAUUCUGGCUCAGUUCUGGGGUCUCCUUCUUCUUGAUCUUUCGGAGAAUUCCAUGCUGCCAUUUGACAUGGAAGCCUACGGCGACGCCAUUAGUGGAUGGGUUAAGGACUUGGAUGAAUUCGCCAAAUCAAAGAAUGCUAAGGUGGAUAUGCAACCCAUGUUCAAAGCCGCGGCUGAAGUGAAAGCCAAUACUGUUCAAUUUGAGAGCUGGAACAAAAUCUGGCACGAUACUGUGUGGGGCAUGGGUGGAUAUGAGAGCAACAUCAUGGCUGUUCAGCGGGUAAACCACAACGCUCGGAUGGCUGCUUUUGAGACCAAUCUACUUGACUUGGAAGAAGGCGGGGGUAUUCCCAACCGUACGCAAUUCCGACACGUUAUCUUUGGCCCAGAGCUGUGGUCUGGAUACGAUGCCUCGCUCUUCCCUGCUAUUCGCGACAGCAUCAAUACGGGGAAUUGGACCUUGACUCAAUAUUGGAUCGACCGGGUCGCCAAUACCAUUCACCACGCCAGCGAUAAGCUGCUCCAUUAA
Messenger RNA from Penicillium paradoxum, 2574 nucleotides. RefSeq names its product M28 family metallopeptidase. NCBI's taxonomy places the organism in Eukaryota, Fungi, Ascomycota, Eurotiomycetes, Eurotiales, Aspergillaceae. Gene Ontology annotation, molecular function: carboxypeptidase activity. The transcript has 2 exons. The record is from RefSeq and is a predicted model, not a curated record. Bases 1 to 2574 code for a protein of 857 amino acids.